Molecule: messenger RNA, 594 nt
Organism: Neltuma alba
Lineage: Eukaryota; Viridiplantae; Streptophyta; Magnoliopsida; Fabales; Fabaceae
Product: cyclin-dependent protein kinase inhibitor SMR6-like
Exons: 1
Coding region: 235-594 (119 amino acids)
Biological process (GO): regulation of DNA endoreduplication
Source: RefSeq, a predicted model, not a curated record
UCCCCUUUCCUUCAACAAUCUUCCUUCAAACUCUUCUAUUGAGCCAACCCCGAUCUUCCCUUCCCUCUCUUAUUCUCUCUUCGCUUUUCACUUUCUCUCUUCCUUUCUCCUUUUCCCCACCCUCCUCACACCAGUCAACUCUUUCUUCUCACUUUCAUCAACGCUUUUCCUUUUAUUUAUUCCCCACCCCGCCAUCCUUGUUGUUCACCGCUCUCUGCAACAUUAUUCUUCGCCAUGGGAUUCUCCGAGAAGCCGCAGCUCGACGGAGGAGCUUUUGAUUCUGAUAAUAGAAAAUGGGUCAUCGCCGGAAUCGCCCUGCGAGCGCCGUUGAAGCCGAUAUAUACCAUACCCGCCGCAGUCGUAGACAAACCGCCGCCUCAAGAUGACAACACCGGCGACGGCGUUGAAACAGACGAGUGUUGCACGACUCCGACGAGCGAAGAAACCAGAAUCCCCACCACCUUCACCUGCCCACCAGCUCCGAGGAAGCGAAAAACUUCUUCCAAGUUCAAUUUCAGCCGCGGGGCCCGGCAGUUCUUCAACCCGCCGGAUUUAGAAACUGUGUUCAUACGCCGUGUUGAGAAGGCUAAUUGA